UAUCUCUUCCACCACAACAAUUAACAACAACAUUACCCAUAAUUCAAAAGAAUAUUGUGAAUAUAAUAUUGUUGGUUUUACAACAUGGCGACAAUACCGGUCGUCGUCAAGCAUCAAGGCACCAAGUACAAUGUGGAGGUCGAUACCGAAUCCACCGGUGAGAUCUUCAAGUUUCAACUUUACAGUCUCACCGGCGUAGAGCCCGCGCGUCAGAAGAUCUUGAUCAAGGGUGGCCAACUGAAGGAUGAUACUCCUAUGAGCAAGUUCGCCUUGAAAUCUGGCCAACAGUUGAUGAUGCUGGGUACACCUGAGAAGAAUGGAAAGGAAGUACUUUCCCGGCCAAAGGAGAAGAUCAAGUUUCUUGAGGACAUGACCGAGGCUGAGGCUGCUCAGCAGGAGGGAGCUAUACCUGCUGGCCUGACCAACCUUGGCAAUACCUGCUAUCUCAACUCCACACUACAAGCUCUGCGUGCUAUCCCGGAGCUAAACAAUGCUCUGGUCAAGUACGAACCCCCAAGAGCUGGUGCUACUGGUGUCAUGCCCCAGUUAGACCUGACCAGACAGCUCCGUGAUCUUUACAAGUACAUGUCCGAGACUCAGGAAGCUUAUAACCCGCUCGCAUUUCUUGCCGCUCUCCGCAGGGCCUUUCCCCAAUUCGCCGAGCGCUCCCGAACUGGUGAAGGCUAUGCUCAACAAGAUGCCGAGGAGGCCUGGUCUCAGAUUGUUAGCCAGUUGCGACAAAAUCUGCGAGUGAAGGAUGCCCCGGAUUCUGGUGAUGCUUCAUUUAUUGAUAAGUACAUGGCAGGCGAAUUCACCUCUGAACUUGUGUGUGAUGAGCCCGCAGCCCGCGAGGGAGAGAAGGCCGUGGUUUCGAAAGACAAAUUCCUCAAACUGAACUGCCACAUCGACUCAAACACGAAUCAUCUGCGGGACGGCAUUGCAAAUGGCUUGAGUGAGAAGCUGGAGAAGCGAUCCGAAGUUCUCGGUAUUGACACUAUGUAUACCAAGACCUCCAAGAUCUCUCGCUUACCUAAGUAUCUCACCGUACAUUUCGUUCGCUUCUUCUGGAAACGAGAAACCCAGAAGAAGGCCAAGAUCAUGCGAAAAGUAACCUUCCCCCACGAGUUGGACCUCGUCGAGUUCUGCGACGACAAGCUAAAGGGAGCGCUCGUUCCUGUCCGGGACAAGGUUCGGGAAGUCCGAAAGGACGAAGAGGAUAUCGAGCGCGCACGAAAACGCCGUAAGCGCAACGCGGCUGGCGAAGAGCCCGAAGAAGAUGCUCCUGGCGGGAAAGGCAAGAAGAAGGACGAGAAGAAGGCAAAUGGCGACGUAGAGAUGACAGAAACUUAUAAGACAGAUGCCGAGAUCGACGCCGAACGCGAUGCUGCGCUGCUCGCAUCUAAGAAGGAACUGCAUGCACUUAUCAACCCGGACUUGGCCAACGACGACGGCGCGAACCAAUCGGGCCUGUACGAGCUCAGAGGUGUCGUUACGCACCAGGGUGCUAGCGCAGACAGUGGCCACUACACGGCCUAUGUCAAGAAGACGGCCCCGGUUGAUGUAAAGACUGGUAAGCGAAAGGAAGAGGACGGCAAGUGGUGGUGGUUUAACGACGACAAGGUCUCGGAGGUGACAUCCGACAAGAUUGAGGCGUUGGCAGGAGGUGGCGAGUCGCACUCGGCUUUGAUAUUACUUUACCGCGCCAUCCCCCUGCCUUCUGCUGAGGGUACGAUGGACUAAUGGCGAGGAUACGGGAUUACAGUAUCGCAUACGGGCGUUUGAGUGCAUGGCGAGUAGGUUUACAGGGCUGACAUUAGAGUCACGUUUAUUCGAUAGGGAACAACAACGGUUGGGAAAAUGAAGUUAUGCUAAUGUAGCCCAAUUCAUAAUGU
Messenger RNA from Hypoxylon fragiforme, 1892 nucleotides. RefSeq names its product cysteine proteinase. Bases 85 to 1740 code for a protein of 551 amino acids. Gene Ontology annotation, molecular function: protein binding; proteasome binding; cysteine-type deubiquitinase activity. Gene Ontology annotation, biological process: proteasome-mediated ubiquitin-dependent protein catabolic process; regulation of proteasomal protein catabolic process; protein deubiquitination. Lineage: Eukaryota; Fungi; Ascomycota; Sordariomycetes; Xylariales; Hypoxylaceae. The record is from RefSeq and is a predicted model, not a curated record. The transcript is spliced from 2 exons.